This is a messenger RNA of Olea europaea var. sylvestris, 939 nucleotides long. RefSeq lists its product as uncharacterized. Lineage: Eukaryota; Viridiplantae; Streptophyta; Magnoliopsida; Lamiales; Oleaceae. Bases 1 to 939 code for a protein of 312 amino acids. The transcript is spliced from 2 exons. The record is from RefSeq and is a predicted model, not a curated record.
AUGACUUUUGAUCCUUCAGCCCUCAGGCAGGCCGUGACCAAGAAGUCAAAGGCCCCUCAAACCCGAGCUCCGGGGCAGAAGAGAGGAAAGAAGAGAGCUAGGGACAUGGAGAAUAUCAGGAGUGGGCCUGGCGAAACUUCUGCCCGAGGAAAUACCCCGACCACACAGGCCACAGAGACUCCUACUGGUCCACCUCGGUCACAUCCUCGGCCAAGGAGUACUCCCGAGGUUGUUGACCUCGAGGAUGAGGUUCGACCUAUGCCCUCUUUCCAAAACCAGGAGCCUGACUGGUGUCCUCUGGUGUCAAGCAUCGUGGACAAGUACAGGAAGGACCUCGAUUUUGAUGAGGGCAUGAAGGCUUUGGAAUCUCUUACUCUGAAGGCUUUGAGCAUUGCCCGAGGCCUUUCUCUGAAGGGGAAAGAUGAGGCCCAAAAGACUACUGAACUCGAGGACUCUUCUCGAGCACUGGAGAAGAGGAUAGCUGACUUGGAGGCUGAUCGGUUCCUUCUCCAGAAGGAGCUCGAGGAUUCGAAAAAUGAUGCCCAUAGAGCUCGAGAAGAGGCUGGAACUGCUAAGGGCGAGGCUGAAGGUUUAAAGCUCGAGAUCGAGCGUUUGAAGGUUGAUUUUGAGGCUCGCCUGGCUGAAGCUCAAGGGGUCGCGAUUGAGGACUUUAAAAUGUCCGAGGAGUUUAACGGCCUCACGGAGGAGUAUGCUAUGGGCUCGUACUUCCAUGCCUUCAAGGAAGCUCGGGCGUUUUUGAGAUCGAAGCCCGAUGCUAAUCCCGAGGAUCUAAAGAACAUCCCCGAGAUUGCUGAUACUCUCGAGCUGUCAGAGUCCGAGGAAACCGUCGAGGACCAAGAGGUCGAUGUUCACGGCGAGGACACGGUGGAGGAGCAGGGGAGCACAGCCUCGGGAGAAAGGGCCGAGGACUUAGAUUAG